GAUUUGCUGGGGCCGCCCGCCCGGCCCUUCCCAAACUGCGGGAGCGCCGCGCCGCCCACAGCGCCGCCGGGCAGCAGCGCCGGGCAGCAGCACCGGACAGCGCCGGCAGCCCCGCGGGCGGCAGCGCGGGCAGCACCGGACAGCGCCGGGCAGGCUCCCCUCUCAGUGACGGCCACCGUCAGGCACCUCAGCGGAGAGAUGAACCCCACCGUCAGCAUCGCUGUCAUACUGACAGUCCUCCAGGCUGCCCACUGCCAGAUGAUCAAGGACCUGAGUGCCUGCCUGCUGGGCCAGAGCCUCCGGGUGGACUGCCGUUAUGAGAACAAAACCAGCAACCCCCUGACCUAUGAGUUCAGCAUCACCAAGGACAACAGGAAGCACGUCAUCCACAGCACCAUCAGCGUCUCUGAGAACGUCUACCGGAGCCGAGCCAACGUCACCAUGCACAAGAACCUGGUGUGCCUCCACCUGCAGAGCUUCACCACCAGCGAUGAGGGUGUCUACAUGUGCGAGCUGAAGGCCACCAACGACUACACCGGCAACCAGAUAAAGAACAUUACUGUCAUCAAAGACAAACUGGAGAAAUGCGCCGGCUUCAGCCUCUUGAUCCAGAACACUUCGUGGCUCCUGCUGCUUCUCCUUUCCCUGCCUCUCCUGCAAGCCGUGGACUUCGUGUCCCUGUGAAAGGAAAAGCACGCCCACACACGCACGCACGCACACACCGAGUACCCCAGCAAACCUGCCUCCCCUGCCAGAACGCAGCCCUUGGAAAGAGAAGCCGAACCAUUUGGAACGAGUGAAACCUCUCUCCGUGUUAUCUCUAUAUAGCCAUAUAUCUAACGCUAACCACCGUCCUGUGCCGAGACCCACCAUCACACGCACACAUGCCCUGCUCCGAAGCAUGGUGGCUCUGCUAGGCAGCGUUGCUUCUCCCAUCGUGCCUCCCCGCUCGGUAGGCUGGCUGGUUUGCUCAUACUGGGAGCACUGGAGCUUCAGCCCCACACAGCCCGCUUCUCCCGUCCCUUUAACUUUUGGGGUUUGCCUGUUCUCAAGCGGGGAAAGACAGCUGGAUUGGCAGGUAAGAGAGGGAGAUGAUGCGAGAGCAUGCCAAGGGGUCCCCUUGCUGGGUGCUGUGCCCACAGCCCCUGGAGGAGAUGAGGCUACUGGCGUCCCCAACCCGCCCUGCCCGCUAGCCAGGUGACAUUACUGAUUCCUCAGCCUGCUCCUCUCUCCCUGAGCCACUGCGAGCUGCCACGACUGGGAGAGGCCCCGAGGUGAGUCCUGUCUGGGAGCAGGCAGGGAAGAGACGGAGGGAGCAGGGGAGGCAGGGGACGAUGCUGGGCCUGGCCAGGCUGGGAGGAGAGGGGGGAGCAGGUCGAGGAGACACCCGUCGAAUGCCCCUGCCUCCUUAGGGCUCGCUGCAUACAUGUUUUGGCAACGAGUUUUUCCUAAUCUGUUUCUUACAGCUGAGCUGGAAGCGAGGCCUCCUCCAGAUAUCAUCUGGUACCUCUGGGCUGCCCGAGCCCAAGACACCACUUGCUGUCCCCGGGGACCAGCCCUUAGCUGUGACGAGAGAAUUGCUGCCAGCACCCGCUCCCCGUGGAGGCAAGCAGAGCCUCUCUGAGCUAGCUGCAGCCCUGCCUUCAUCCCCGCUCCCCUCCCCGAGGCCCCUGGGGCUGGAUCCAGGCAGGCUGGUGGGGAGGGGGCUCCCCUAUGGGACCGUGACCCCAGGGUCUCCGCAGGGAUUCCUCUGCACCAUCACCCUGUCUUCCCUGAGGGAACAUCUGGCGGCCCCGAUCCUUCCUCACGGCACACGUCCUGGUGCCUGGCCCUGGGUAGGCUCGGCAGCCUUCCUCCAGCCCAGUCUUCCUCCAGUCCCACCGUGCUGCUGGGAGGAGCCCAUGCGCCCCCUCCCUUCUCUCUCCUCCCUUUCAGCAUUUCCCCGUCUCCAUUUAAGAGCAGCCGGGCUCUUGGCCACUGCCUCAGUAAGGCCAGGACCUUCCCAGGGGUCAUCCAGAGCGGGGAGAGCGAUGCUGAGCGCAGCCCGCAUCUGCCAGCCCGGGCCUGCCCCAACGCCCCGCAGGAGCCCGGGGAGCUGGUGGGCUGCUGCCCUGGCCUCCCCGAAACCUGGCGGCUCCCAGGCAAGGAGCAGCCCAGCCGGCCGUGGGGAGAGAGACCCGAGGGCCAGCCCUGCUGCACCCUUGCCCAGGGGAGGGCACAGGGGCAGGGAAAGACGCAAGCGGGAGCAUCCGUGGGGUGAACCCCAGCCCUGCCGAGCUACCCGUGCAUCCCAGGUUGUGCCGUGCCACCACGGCUGAGAGCAAUUCACAGCAGCUGCUCCCCACUCCUUGCUCUUCUCCAGACACCGCGAGCUGCCUCCUACCCCCGUGCUCAUUCCCUGCCCGCCUCUGCCUGCUUGCUUGCUGUCUAGUGCUGCUGAGGCCCUGUAUAGCUGAGGUCUGGCUGUGCCCAGCUCCCUGGGCUUGCUGGUGAGCGCCGGGGCAGGCGCAGAGCCCAGCUGGCAGAGCGCGGAUGUGUCUCGAGUCUCAUUUUUUUGUGAACAUUUGUAGUUGUUUCCACAGCUUGUCGUAAAAGAAAUUCUGUUACAGGGGAAAAAAAAAAGAACCCUACGAAAAGCAACAACAAAAACCCACCCUCCGGGAGUGUUCCUCUGUCUGCACAAUAAAACCCUAGGUUGUGUGUUGGA
Messenger RNA from Grus americana (Whooping crane), 2707 nucleotides. It is a transcript of the gene THY1, whose product is annotated as Thy-1 cell surface antigen. The transcript has 4 exons. The record is from RefSeq and is a predicted model, not a curated record. Lineage: Eukaryota; Metazoa; Chordata; Aves; Gruiformes; Gruidae. The coding region runs from base 199 to 684 and encodes 161 amino acids.